This is a messenger RNA of Coregonus clupeaformis (lake whitefish), 1170 nucleotides long. Its product is annotated as photoreceptor outer segment membrane glycoprotein 2-like. The record is from RefSeq and is a predicted model, not a curated record. The transcript has 3 exons. Gene Ontology annotation, cellular component: membrane. NCBI's taxonomy places the organism in Eukaryota, Metazoa, Chordata, Actinopteri, Salmoniformes, Salmonidae. Bases 23 to 622 code for a protein of 199 amino acids.
UAUCUCCAGGCCAAGCCUUAAGAUGUCUGUCACUGAAGAGAAAAACAAACAGGGAUGGGAGCCAGAUCAGACAGACAACACGAAUGCUGCAGAAAUAAGCUUCCUGAAGCACACCGUGGACCUGCUGCAGAUCCAGUUCCAGUGCUGCGGCAACGCCAGCUUCAGAGACUGGUUCCAGAUAUCGCUGGCUUCAGAGACUGGUUCCAGAUACCGCCGGCUUCAGAGACUGGUUCCAGAUACCGCCGGCUUCAGAGACUGGUUCCAGAUACCGCAGGCUUCAGAGACUGGUUCCAGAUAUCGCCGGCUUCAGAGACUGGUUCCAGAUACCGCAGGCUUCAGAGACUGGUUCCAGAUAUCGCAGGGAGGUGGUGGACUGACGGUGCUGACGGGGGUGCGUUACCUGCAGACAUCCCUGGAGAACGUGCUGAGACAGGGGGACCCAGACUCAGAGUCAGACGGCUGGCUUCUGGAAAACAGCUUUCUGGAGACAGCCCGUUCCAACUUCAAUAUCAUAAAGAGCCUGGGAAAGUGCAACCAGAUUGACACAGCCAACAAUGGCGAUCCCAACAUCGAUGUCCCCUCCGCAGCCCACUAUGGACCAGACAAUGUGCCCCCAAAGUAGAUACCUGUGGCCAGUUGACCCCUGCUCUAACACUUACGUUGAAGAGUCCACUCCACAGGGUCAUAAAAAGGUGAAGGACCAUGCAAUACACAUCAACAGUCAGUUUGUCCAAAGGACAGGAAGUGCCACGAGCAAUAAAAGCGACAUAAAAGCUUGCCUGAAAGAAACAUUGUGGCGGCAUAUGACUUGCUAACACUACUUUGCAAACCAAGCAAUGUUGGUAAGAGGGAACAUUGCCAUUGUAAGAGGGAUUUGGUGAUAUGACAGUCUGCAAAUGUGUUUGCAAAAGGAGACAUCCAAUAGCAGAUUGGUACAGAACAGAAUAUCGUAAUAGAUAACAUGGAAAUGUAUAGUAGAGAUUGUUUAGCAAGAACAUACAAACAAAAUCCAUGUGCCAUUGAUUCUAUGCCAUGAUGUAAUGCCUUGUUACCUCUUUUCAUAUACUCAUAUCAACAAAUUAAUUUAAGAGUGAAAGCCAAACUGUGCUUAUGCCGCCUUUACCUUUACUCACCCCUUAACAGUGGGGUAUAUUCAUGGAUGCCAAGGAA